Molecule: messenger RNA, 876 nt
Organism: Wyeomyia smithii (pitcher-plant mosquito)
Lineage: Eukaryota; Metazoa; Arthropoda; Insecta; Diptera; Culicidae
Exons: 1
Coding region: 1-876 (291 amino acids)
Source: RefSeq, a predicted model, not a curated record
AUGUGUCGAUUUAUGGAACAGCACCGGGAUGAUACGAAAUUGGCGGAGUUCGACGUACGACUGGAGCAGCUAGAUCGAAUGUGGGACAGAAUGAACGAGGCUAAUAACGACGUUGAGUCCCACGAAGAAUCGAUUGCCGAUACGGACAGUUUCGUGAAGGAUCGCAUCGACUUUGAAAAUCGGUUCUACGAGCUAAAAACAUUUCUCAUAGGUAAGCAAAGGGAAGAUUGUGAUCAAACCAUAUUAAAUCAGACUACUCGCUCUCUCGAUAAUCCCCCCACCUCCACCCCUCAUGUGCGGUUGCCCCAAAUUACCCUUCCAAAAUUCAGUGGCAAAAUAGACGAAUGGCUUACGUUUCGUGAUCUCUUUACGUCACUAAUUCAUUGGCAGACUGAUCUUCCUGAGAUAGAAAAGAUCCACUACUUGCGUAGCCAGCUAGAAGGGGAAACGCUAUCGGUUAUAGAUUCUCUCCCUCUUAUUAAGGCAAGUUAUACUGUCGCGUGGGAAUUACUAACGAAGCGAUAUUCAAAUACGAAGGUUCUCCGCAAACGACAGGUUCAAGCUCUCUUCGAGUUACCAACGGUUAGGAGAGAAUCGGCUAAUGAGUUACAUACCCUUCUGGAUACUUUCGAAAAAACUAUUAAGUCACUUGAUCAAGUCACCCCUCAACAGGCUGAUUAUAAGGAUAUGCAAUUGGUUCAUCUUCUAUGUUCGCGCUUGGAUCAUGGCACGCGUAGAGCAUGGGAGGAAUUUUCUUCGUCUAAGGAAUCGGAUACGGUUAAGGAGCUGCUUGAGUUCUUACAACGUAGAGUCAGAAUUCUGGAAUCAUUGCCCAGCAAGUCCAAUGAACAUAAGGUAGAAUAUGUACAACCUUAA